Malus domestica (apple) is the source of this 1487-nucleotide messenger RNA. RefSeq names its product E3 ubiquitin-protein ligase DIS1-like. Gene Ontology annotation, biological process: multicellular organism development; ubiquitin-dependent protein catabolic process. Gene Ontology annotation, molecular function: ubiquitin protein ligase activity; zinc ion binding; protein binding. NCBI's taxonomy places the organism in Eukaryota, Viridiplantae, Streptophyta, Magnoliopsida, Rosales, Rosaceae. Gene Ontology annotation, cellular component: cytoplasm. The record is from RefSeq and is a predicted model, not a curated record.
UCUCUCUCUCUCUCCCCCUCUCCUAAAAGCCACGCUCCUCCGGUCCUCCCCAUCCCCCUUUCUCUCUCUCUCUCAAGCGGCUUUAAUUUGAAAUUCUUCGAGUUCGCAAACGCGCAUUUCCUCGUCUCCCUUUAAUAUAUUACUGCAGCCUGCAGCGGACAAUUCUCCAUAGUCGGCCACCUACCAAACUUCUCCUUCUCUCUCUCUCUCUCCUUUCUUUCUCUCUCUGCAAUGGGCGUUUGAUUCAACUAUACGCCAUCUCAAAGAUUAGUAGCUGUGUGUGCCAGCAUGGCAUCUAGUAGUCCAUUUUUUGAUGACAUCCGGACCAAAUCUGAGGUAGUUGAUUCUCCACAAAGUGAAGACAUGCUGGAUGUUGGAGAAAGUGUCAAUGAUGCUACUUUAAAGACCCUAAAACCUAAUGUGAUGGUUUCUAGUAAUGUCCGUGAGCUGCUGGAGUGCCCUGUGUGCUUAAAUGCUAUGUACCCCCCAAUUCAUCAGUGUUCAAAUGGUCACACAUUAUGUUCCGCUUGCAAACCAAGGGUUCACAACCGAUGCCCCACUUGCCGGCAUGAACUUGGUAAUAUCAGGUGUCUUGCAUUGGAGAAGGUGGCUGCUUCUCUUGAACUUCCAUGUAAAUACCAGAAUUUUGGUUGCAUGGGCAUAUACCCUUAUUACAGCAAGCUAAAGCAUGAAUCUCAGUGUCUCCAUAGACCCUACAACUGCCCCUAUGCUGGUUCUGAAUGCACCGUCGUUGGAGAUAUUCCUUAUCUUGUUGCCCAUUUAAAAGAUGAUCACAAAGUUGACAUGCACAAUGGCAGCACUUUCAACCAUCGCUAUGUAAAAUCAAAUCCACAAGAAGUUGAAAAUGCUACUUGGAUGCUAACGGUUUUUAGUUGCUUCAAUCAGUACUUUUGCCUACAUUUUGAAGCUUUCCAGCUCGGAAUGGCUCCUGUCUACAUAGCAUUCUUGCGGUUCAUGGGUGAUGAUAAUGAGGCCAAGAACUACAGCUACAGUCUAGAAGUGGGCGGGAAUGGGAGGAAGAUGAUAUGGCAGGGGGUGCCCCGUAGCAUUAGGGAUAGCCACCGGAAGGUUCGUGACAGUUUUGAUGGUCUCAUUAUUCAACGCAAUAUGGCUCUCUUCUCUCAGGGGUAGACCGGAAGGAAUUGAAGCUUAGGGUGACCGGAAGGAUAUGGAAGGAACAGUGAUAGCGAUCUGUCACGUUGAACUCUUUCGUUCGAUCUUCUUAUGUAGUUAGUAGGUCAGUAGGUCAGUCGCAUUUCGUGGUUAUGAGUCUCUUGUGGCCAUGUAAUUUUGGGAAUUUUAGGAAGCAAACUCUCAUUGCUUGUUCAUGCUUUAAUUGCGUGAAUGGGAAGGCACUCUUAUAAAAAAAAGGUCGUACCAGUGCACAAGGUUCCCGCUUUACGCAGGGUCUGGGAGAGGUGAAUGUCGGCUAGCCUUACCCUCAUUUAUGGAGAGGCUGUUCCCAA